Rhizopus microsporus ATCC 52813 is the source of this 513-nucleotide messenger RNA. RefSeq lists its product as uncharacterized. The transcript has a single exon. Bases 1 to 513 code for a protein of 170 amino acids. The record is from RefSeq and is a predicted model, not a curated record. Lineage: Eukaryota; Fungi; Mucoromycota; Mucoromycetes; Mucorales; Rhizopodaceae.
AUGCAUUUAAAGCUCUUAUUGUCUAUAGCAGUAGUUAUCACCAGCUUAAAUCAGAGUGUCAAUGGUAAGCCUGUGUUGAAUCGUAUUCAAGUACAAAAGCGUAACACCUGCUCUCAAGCUCAAAUAGCUGCUGGUACUUGUAUUUUGGCCAGUAAUCCUGCUGGCACUUAUGCUGCAAGCUUACCCUUAGGGCAACCUGGAGCAAACGGUCAGUACGCUUCUGCUCCGGUUUCUUAUACUUCUCCCCCGGUUUACACACCACCUGAUGUGAGUGGUAUGGCUGGUAACUUUGUAUCUUCUGCUAAUGGUGUCAGUCAAUCCACUGGCUCUCUUUUGCCCGCCUUGCCUAAGUUACCUGAUUUUCCCGCUUUGCCAACACUACCUACACUCCCUAAUCAAGGGUCAGCAGCUCCCGUGACAAAUACUCUAUUACCACCGCCUAAAAAGAAUGAUGAUGAUGACGACGAUGAGGAUGAUGAUGAUGAUGAUGAAGAUGACGACGAUGAAGAGUAA